Messenger RNA from Hyaloscypha bicolor E, 867 nucleotides. Its product is annotated as ribonuclease H1 small subunit. The transcript is spliced from 3 exons. The coding region runs from base 39 to 500 and encodes 153 amino acids. The record is from RefSeq and is a predicted model, not a curated record. Gene Ontology annotation, cellular component: ribonuclease H2 complex. NCBI's taxonomy places the organism in Eukaryota, Fungi, Ascomycota, Leotiomycetes, Helotiales, Hyaloscyphaceae. Gene Ontology annotation, biological process: RNA catabolic process.
UGUGAAUGUAAAAAGGUUACUCUUACGACGACAUCACGAUGCUUACAAUUGAGAAGAGUAAGAGCCAUAAAGGCAAAUGUACGCCCAAUGUCUUGCCUUGUCGAAUCAAUCAUAAUGGUCCCGUCGACGCUUCGAGGAGGUAUUGGAAUCCAACCAAGACGCCAGAUGGCAAAACUGUUGCGUAUUUCCGAGGCAGGAAACUUCAUGGGAAGCAAAUGAUGGUUCCGAAGGGAUAUCGAGGAGCUGUAGUUUCAACUACGGAUCGAGUUUUGCCCAAAUCGAAGCCUGCGGUUGACGAUGAUGAAGUGGAAGAGGUAGAAGAGGAGGUGGACGUGAAGAUUAUGGAGGAGCAGUCAGAUUUCGAUCACAUAAUGCUUUGGGGACAUGAGGCGCUACCGGAUGAUGUUACGGAUCCAUAUGUGAGGGGCAUUGAGGAGUGGAUUGCUCUCUCUGAGCAGAUCCAUUCCAUAUCGGACGAAAACCCCGAGUCGAAGGAUUGAAGGGGAUAGGAUUAUGGCUUUUCUAGAUGGCGUGGCAUGGCGUUCAUUAUACUAGGAUAAUGAAGCUCUUUCAGUCAGGUUCGACCUUGAGUCUCUUCCUUGGAGCGCCACCCCCGUCUCGUUUGCGUCUUCAACCUUGAUCCGACUAUUAUUUCGUUUCUUCGGCAUCCUCUCCACUUCCUGAUCUUCUGGCUUGACUCGCCCCUCCGUCUUCAACCAUUCUUUCUGCACUCUCAGAAACUCUUUCUUCAUCUCCUGAUACCCUUGAUGGUGUCUGCAUCUUUCCCACACUUCCUUGAAAAUCCCACUCGCCUUUUCCUUCUCUUUUUCCCCAUCAUGACCCUUACUCUUCUCUAUCAUAUUCCCC